AUGGUUGCUUUUGAUGGAGGAAAGAGAAAUUUCGAAUAUUACAUCUCAACUUUCUCAUGGAUUCUCUCGUCCUAAUUCUACUAUAUCAAUUGAGUUUAACAUUAUAAUCUGUUGUUGCAUAUGCCCAAUUGGCUAUGCAGAUGAAACUAUUUAAGAAUGAGGAUUUUAUUUAAAUUUUUUUAUCACCAGACCUGAAUGCCUAUCUGACAUAAUUAUUACCAGUGACUGAUUCAAGGUUCAUUCUUUGCAUCCUCUUAAAUAAUCCCACAUAGUUCACAUUUUACCCAGGAAAAGGAAGCGAAAAAGGAAGCUUUUAGGAAGUAUCUAGAAUCUAGUGGAGUACUUGAUGCUCUUACUAAAGGUUUCUCUUCAUCAUCCUCUUUUCUUGUACAACUGGCCAAUAAUUUUAAUGCUUCUAACCUUGAAGCAAGUUUGACGUGCUUUCUGUGUCGCUCGUCUUUCUUUGUAGCGCUUGUCGCUCUGUACGAGGAGAACAACAGACCAUCAUCUGCUACGGAGUAAGUUCUUCCUUUUGUUCAGAACUGAAGAACUUAGUAUUCUAUUUUAAAUACGACUAGCAUGUCUUCUUGUUUAAGUUGGAUACAACUUACUUGGAAUAAAUUAAUUUCUAAGUCAUCCUACUGCCUGUACAUUCCAGAAAGCUUCCCUGUCUGAAACAUCAGCAUCAAACCCCAAACUAAAAAGGAAAACCAGAUUUGUAUUUCUCAGAAUACUUCUUUCUAACAAAGAAGAACCUGGUGCUAUAUUCCUGCGCAAAUCUCAAUCCCCAAGGAUCCAUUAAAAAUAUAAGCCGUCUCCAUGGUUGAUAAAUUCUUCUACUUUCUUCUCUUCCUGGAAUCAUCUCCUAACAAGGUAAUUCCAAAAGGACUGCUGGAUCAUGUUCUCUUGUAAGCGGCCGAUCUUGUCUCUGCUGUAUGAAUAGGUCCUGAUGGAGAUUCUCCUUGAACUGAAAAUUCCAAGUUGUCGCCAUCCUGGUUCGAUUGGGUCUACCAAAUUUUCUUUAAUGCAAGUCAACUAACUCCAUGGUGAUCUGUUGACCCUGAUGAAGAUCACAUUGUACCUGACUGAUCUGGUUUUUUUCAAUCCUUGGAAAUCUUUGGGAGCCCAAUUUCCUUGUUACUCUUCCUAAAUCAUUUUCUAUGGUAUCGUCCUCAAUGAAUAGAAGCAAAUAGAGGAAGAUGCCGGUGAGUUUAUGGGACUUCUAAAGUCAGCGUACGAGGAAAUAGCAAGCUUCAUGGCUAGAACAUUGAAAUAAUUUCAAAAAGAUUGUGAUAACUUUUUCAUCUACUGUCUUUUUCUAUAAUUUUCUCUGAAUGAAACCUUCACUCGCGAGGUAAUCUCCAUCAAAAGUGAAUAAAUGAAAGGUUCCUACGAUCAUGUUCUCUUUCCCACUAUUGGCCACGUACCAACUGUGUCUCAAAAAUUAGAAAUUAUCUAAUAAAAUCAUUAUUUUUUUGAUAAAACAUUUAACCCUUUUACCACCAGCCACGAGCUAUGGUUAUUUUUUGAAUUUCUUCUUUGAGCGCUGAUGCAACCCAGUAAUUUCUUCUUUAAGAUUUGUCUUCCUUCGACGACUCCUGUGACUUUUAUUGGGAGACUAAACUCUGCGGCGUUGCCAGGUUCAUUCAACAGAAACUGGGAGGCCCGAGCAUUGCUGAGUAUGAAAAACUCCGGGCGGAGAAAUCGGACCUGCAGAUCAAGUAUGAGCAGCUUUUGCAUGCUCACAGAAGCACACGCGAGGAGGUAAUCUCUGACAAAAAUACAUUUCCCGUAUGAGUGAGAAACCCUCUCUCUCUCUCUCUCUCUCUCUCUCUCUCUUCUCUGGGAGGAGCUGAUUGGGGUCGGCGUAAUUGGGAUGUAGGAUAUACGAACUAUCUAUAAAUGUAGUAUAGGCCAGUAACUUGGGUUAUUUCCUUCUUCCGUGGUAGCUCGAAGAACUCAAGCGCCGGGGGGAGCCGUUGCUGCCCGCAACCGAGGGAGACGCAUGGAGAGGGCACUCCUCUCAGGAGCCCUAG
Messenger RNA from Spirodela intermedia, 2036 nucleotides. The record is from the annotation of a GenBank genome assembly. NCBI's taxonomy places the organism in Eukaryota, Viridiplantae, Streptophyta, Magnoliopsida, Alismatales, Araceae.